AUGGAGUGUGGGGUGAGGCAGGGGGGCUUAUCGUCUCCGGCGCUGUUCAACUGGUACAUAAAUGACCUGGUGGCUGGGCUCAGCAGUAUGCAUGCGGGUUGUCAUAUUGAAGGCAUGUGCGCCAACAAUAUAAGCUACGCCGAUGACAUGGUGCUGCUGAGUCCGUCCAUUGGAGCGCUCAGGGAACUCGUGCAAAGGUGCGAAGUCUAUGCGAAUGCACAUGGUCUGGUGUACAACUCUGCCAAGAGCGAGAUUAUGGUCUUCAAGGCGGGCAAAAUUAAGCCUUAUUACAUACCGCCCGUCGCUCUUGGUGGGGUUGUGCUUAGAAAUGUGCGAAGGGUGAAGUAUCUUGGUCACAUACUGACGGAUGACCUGUGUGAUGACCAGGAUAUAGAGAGAGAGCGUAGGGCGUUGUCUGUGCGUUGUAAUAUGCUGGCCCGCAGGUUCGCAAGAUGCUCAGACGACGUAAAAAUCGUGUUAUUUAAGGCAUACAGCCAAUCUUUUUACACGAGCGGCCUGUGGGUCAAGUACACAAAGCGAGCAUAUAACGCCCUACGCGUACAGUACAACAACGCGUUCAGGAUGCUGUUGGGGCUGCCACGAUGGUGCAGUGCGUCAGGCAUGUUUGCCGAGGCGCACAAAGAUGGCUUUCAUGCACUGAUGAGGAAAAAGAUCGUCUCCCUCUUGACUCGUGUCAGAAAGAGUCCCAACAGCAUCCUGAAAACGAUUGCAGGCAGAUUGGAUUGCCCAAUCCUAUGGUAUUGGAUUGGGCAAAUCAAAUCGGUUCUUUUGUAUAUAAAAUAA
Molecule: messenger RNA, 804 nt
Organism: Hyposmocoma kahamanoa
Lineage: Eukaryota; Metazoa; Arthropoda; Insecta; Lepidoptera; Cosmopterigidae
Exons: 1
Coding region: 1-804 (267 amino acids)
Source: RefSeq, a predicted model, not a curated record